AUGAGUGAAAAUAUUAAACAAAUUCAAGGUAUCAAACGAGCCUAUGAGCCAAGUCCAUCAGUCAACAAUGCUGGCUAUCAACCCGUAGCAAAAAAGAAAAAAGGUGUACCGGUUGUUGGUACAACAUUACGGGAGAUGAUCCAUACAAGUAUUAAAGCGGAACCAACGGUAGUGGAUAGUCGUAGUCGAAACUGUCCAUACUUAGAUACAAUUAAUCGGAGUGUGUUAGACUUCGAUUUUGAGAAGCUUUGUUCAAUUACACUAUUGAAUAACAACGUCUAUGCCUGUUUAGUGUGCGGCAAAUACUUUCAAGGUCGAGGACAGAAAUCGUGUGCAUAUACACAUAGUGUAGAAGCAGAACAUCAUGUUUUUAUCAAUCUGCUUUCGUUACAAAUCUUUUGUCUACCGGAUAACUAUGAAAUUAUCGAUUCGUCAUUAGAUGAUAUUAAAUAUGUCUUGAAUCCAACGUAUUCAAAUGAACAAAUAGAAAAUUUAGAUAAAAAUGAAAAAAUGGUUCGUGCUUAUGAUGGAACUCUAUAUCUACCUGGUAUCGUUGGUUUGAAUAAUAUCAAAGCAAAUGAUUACUGCAAUGUUAUAUUACAAGCGAUGAUAAAUGUUGGCCCGCUACGUGAUUAUUUUCUUCAAGAAGAUAAUUAUGCUGAUAUACGUGUUGCACCUGGUGAUAUAAUGGUCAAUCUUGUCAAACGUUUCGGUGAAUUAGUUCGCAAAUUAUGGAAUCCGAGAAAUUUCAAAGCUCACGUUUCGCCACAUGAAAUGUUACAAGCAGUUGUUAAAUGUAGUAAAAAACGCUUUCAGAUCACGGAGCAAGGUGACCCAGUCGAAUUUCUUGCAUGGCUACUCAAUAGUCUUCACUUGACGUUGAAUGGAACGAAGAGCGCUAAUAGUAGUAUUAUCUACAAAGCUUUCCAAGGCAAAAUGAGAGUUUACACACGAAAAAUUCCACCUGUUGAUAUGGGCGAAGAUGAGAAACGAAAACUACUUGCAACCGAAGAAUACCAAGAAUCAAGUGAAGAAACACCGUAUCUGUUCUUAUCUGUUGAUUUACCACCGCCACCACUGUUUCGAGACGAACUGAAAGAAAGCAUCAUUCCACAAGUGCCACUUUUUCAAAUUCUAACCAAAUUCGAUGGACAAACAGCACAAGAACUGAAAACACACAAGGAUAACUUUCUCAGACGUUAUGAAAUCAUCAAACUACCACCGUACUUGAUUCUAUGCUUUCGACGUUUUACGAAGAACACAUUCUUUUUGGAAAAGAAUCCCACAAUUGUCAAUUUUCCAAUUAAAAACGUGGAUCUUCGUGAAUUGUUGCCUGAACAUCGUAUUGACCCAUCGGCGCUCACUGAAAGUCCAUCGACAACUUAUGAUCUGAUUUCGAAUGUUGUUCACGAUGGCGAACCAGGAAAAGGUACCUAUCGCGUUCAUGUUCUGCAUAAGGGCUCAGGCAUUUGGUAUGAAUUGCAAGAUUUACACGUGAUUGAUGUCUUACCACAGAUGAUCACACUCUCCGAAUCGUAUUUACAAAUCUGGGAACGUCGUGAUGUAGAUCAAUUAUUCAAAAAAUCCUAG
Adineta ricciae is the source of this 1590-nucleotide messenger RNA. The record is from the annotation of a GenBank genome assembly. NCBI's taxonomy places the organism in Eukaryota, Metazoa, Rotifera, Eurotatoria, Adinetida, Adinetidae.